Messenger RNA from Drosophila suzukii, 1521 nucleotides. RefSeq names its product alkaline ceramidase (gene bwa). Gene Ontology annotation, cellular component: membrane. Gene Ontology annotation, molecular function: hydrolase activity, acting on carbon-nitrogen (but not peptide) bonds, in linear amides. Lineage: Eukaryota; Metazoa; Arthropoda; Insecta; Diptera; Drosophilidae. Gene Ontology annotation, biological process: ceramide catabolic process. The record is from RefSeq and is a predicted model, not a curated record.
GUUGUUUAUUAUUAUCGCGUCGUUCGUUGCGCGCUGUGGUUUAUUUUUUAAAAUAGUGCACUUCCUUGUGCGUCUCCGCAGUCCUAGAUUCUUUGCCUACCCCAUAAAAACCAAUUGUUUCCUUGCGUAACCGAAGAAUAAUUUCAACUUUAAUUUAACAACGGGACGGAAAGCAAUUAACAAAGACACGCAAGUGCAUGCACACACUGCACCGCUAUUAUGCAAAGUGAGGCAUUGCAGCUGGCCUAAAAUUGCAACAAAAGAAAAUAAGGUGAAAAAAAACCAAUGCAAAAAGUGCCUUGCCAGAACGAAAAAUCCCUUGUAAAUCAGCUUCAGCUGUGACUGUGAUCUUUGUUUUCGGUUCUCCAUAGUGCGGGUGGCAAAGUGGGCGGGAUGGGGGGCGGUGGGUUGCUGGACAUCUACGCCAUGGCCUGGGAGCACCUGAGACCCGGAAGUUCACCCGUCGAUUGGUGCGAGGGCAACUACUUGAUUUCAUCCAAUAUCGCAGAGUUCGUGAACACGUUCAGCAAUAUUUUGUUCAUCCUCCUCCCGCCCGUGCUUAUAAUGCUGUUCAAGGAAUACGGACGCUUUGUAACACCUGGAAUACAUGUGAUCUGGGUGUUGCUCAUUGUUGUUGGCCUAAGUUCGAUGUAUUUCCAUGCCACUCUGAGCUUAAUUGGCCAACUCCUCGAUGAACUGGCCAUUCUGUGGGUCUUUAUGGCGGCCUUUUCUUUAUUCUAUCCAAAGCGCUAUUAUCCCAAGUUUGUGAAAAACGAUCGCAAAACCUUCAGUUGUCUCAUGUUAAUGUCGGCGAUAGCCGCAACAGGCUUGUCGUGGUGGAAGCCCAUUGUUAAUGCCUUUGUUCUCAUGUUCAUGAGUAUUCCGACCAUGGUAAUGCUCUACACGGAACUACAGAGAGUUAGAGACCAGAGGGUUUACCGCCUCGGAAUCCGAUCGACGACAGUCUGGGCCGUGGCUGUUUUCUGCUGGAUUAAUGACCGGGUUUUCUGCGAGGCCUGGUCGGCGAUCAAUUUUCCGUACCUGCACGGCUUCUGGCACAUUUUCAUCUUCAUAGCCGCUUACACAGUGCUGGUGCUGUUUGCCUAUUUCUACGUGGAAUCGGAACUGCCCCAGCGACAGCCGCUUCUCAAGUACUGGCCGAAGAACGAGUUCGAAUUCGGGAUACCCUUCAUAUCGAUCAGGAAUCCAGAUUCAAAAGAUUGGCUAGUCUACUGCAGCCUGUACGUCCAGGACUACGACUACAAGCACGGAAAGAACUAAAGCAAGAUUUCGGAUAGAAAGGUUCCCCGAGUGGGGAGCCUUCUCCAAACAAAGACAAAACACAGCGUGAUAUAAGUUAGUGUUGCAGAAGGAGGAACACCUAAAUUAAAUAUACAACACACCCGAUUAAAAUGUAGCUUAUCUAUACUAUAUUUAAUAUAUAGCUGCCAUAUCUAGAGCGUUACGUUAGAAAAUAUGCUUUACCCAGUUUAAUAAAUGUCAACAAAUGUACUGCGUUAA